Sipha flava (yellow sugarcane aphid) is the source of this 3912-nucleotide messenger RNA. Its product is annotated as nuclear pore complex protein Nup153-like. The record is from RefSeq and is a predicted model, not a curated record. Lineage: Eukaryota; Metazoa; Arthropoda; Insecta; Hemiptera; Aphididae. The transcript is spliced from 9 exons. Bases 329 to 3733 code for a protein of 1134 amino acids.
GUUAUUGUUCCACGGUCAAGGAAGUUAAAUCAUGUACCAUGGUAUAAUAUCAUUCUUCAUUGCUUUUUCAACGGUUUUUCAUUUUAGUCAGUGAUAAAAAUUAUUUGAUAAGAAUGUCGCCCAGAUACUGUUGUGAAUAUUGUAAUAAGGACAUUCAGUAACAACUAUUGUCCGCGUGACUUGGCGUAACAACUCUUAUUACUCGCACGUUGUUUCCUGAUAUUUUUUAGUUUUUAGUUAUUAGUUUUCAUUGAAUAUUUUUGUUAAAACAGUCUCUUAUUUAAAAUUGUCAGCGUUAUCGUGAGCUGUGAGAUUAACAUUUCUAAUUAUGUUUUCAUUUUUAAAAUUUUUAAAUGCCAAAUCGGAUGCUGAUAAGAAUAAGGUUCCUGACAACUUGAGCGGGACAACAUUAAAUCUUAAUAGUCCAGAGGCCAGUGCUCUCAAUAUAUUUCACAACAAGUUGCCCAUAGCCCAUAAAUCAAAUGAAAUUAAUUCUCCCUUAAGAUCAAGUUGUAAAGAAACUGUUACUAGCCCUGGAUUUAGUUAUCGAAUAGUUCAAAGAGCUCGUGAAAUGAGGUCAACUACACCAAAUAUGGAUUUAUCAAAUUUGUCAACACCAUUCACAUUAGAGAAUAGUUUAAAUGGAAGGAAUACAAUCAAUGGCAAUUAUUCAAUGAGGGAUGGAUAUGAUAAAAAGAGGAAAUUGAUGGAAACAUUGGAUAAUUUUGGUAUUAGGAAAAGAACUCGCCAAGUGAGCAGUGGUGAUGCAUUUGUUGAUCGACGUCGAAAAACAAUAACUGAAUCUAACACUCCUGAUCGUUUAACAGUUAUGAAUGGACAUAAUCAUAGAUUAACUCAACCAAUAUCAAUAGUUAUGAACUCUAAAAAUAUCAACAUAGACAACAAAAAAACUAAAAGACAUGGAGAUUUUGAAACAAAUAUGUGUCAUUCACAGAAGAAACCUAAGACUCGUAAUAAUGAAAUAUUGAGCUCCUAUAGCUCUAGCAAGUUCUUACUUAAGUCUGGUCAGAAAAGACCUUAUCCGAGAGAUCAUGAAGAUAACUCACCAAAUCGUAAACACUGUAAAAGCUGUACAUGUUGUGGAUCUACUGUGCUACUUGAAAAUGAUCAAAAUAAACUUAAUAAAAGUGACAAAACAACAGAAACAGACCUAUCCGAUGAUUUAGUAACAGUUGCAGCCAGUCGAAUAUUUAACAGAAGUGGGAAAACACAGGUUGUGAAGAAAAUAACUAUGAAAACUAUACUUGAUGAAGUAUUUGACGAUGUUGAUCCUGUACCAUAUACUAGUAUUGAUAAGCUCGAAGAAAAAAAGAAAAAUGCAGAAAAUAGAACUCCCAAACUGAAUGAAAUACAGCCAGCGAUUACUGCUAAUUUAUUUAGUGUACCUGUUUCAAGUGCUACAUCAGUGACAACACCUUCAACACAAUCUAUGUCUCUAAUUUUUGGUCAUAAUCUGUCUGAAAAUACACCAAAAGUAAAUGAAGAAAAUAAAAUUAACACACCAUUACAGUUUAAUUUUGAAAGUCCAACAGCUUCUGCUGUAUCAUCAGUAGAAACGAAUAAUAAACAAACUAAUGAAGGAGUUGAAAAACUGAAUGAUAAAGAUAAACCUAAAUCUAUUAAUAAUAUAAUUACUUUUGAAACUCCAAAGAAUUCGGUACAAAGGCCUAAUCAACAACCUAAAUUACAAUUUCAAUCGCCAGAGAAAAAUGAAAAUACUAAUGAUAAAUCUCCAACUGAAGGACAAAAAGAUUCUAAAAAUGAUAAAAAUGUACCAUCUUUUCAGUUUACUAUUCCAACAUCAACUCCAGGUGGAUCUAUUGUAAAUUCAUCUACAACUAAUAAUCUUUCUAAAAUAAAUGAAAACAAUUUGUCUGUAUCACGUUUUGAUAGUCCAAUAGAAAAUUCUUCAAACAAAAUAAGUUUUACUUUUGAAACUAAUGAAAAACGUUCAACACCUGUAAUGCAAUUUGGUGCACCAAAAGUUGAUGACAAACAAUCAACACCAGUAUUUCAAUUUGGUGCGCCAAAAGCUGAUGACAAACAAUCAACACCUGUAAUGCAAUUUGGUGCAUCAAAAGUUGAUGACAAACAAUCAGCACCUGUAAUGCAAUUUGGUACAUCAAAAGUUGAUGACAAACAAUCAACACCUGUAAUGCAAUUUGGUGCUCCAAAAGUUGAUGACAAACAAUCAACACCAGUCAUGCAAUUUGGUUCGCCAAAAGCCGAUGACCAACAGUCAACACCAGUAAUGCAAUUUGGUGCACCCAAAGUAGAUGACAAACAAUCAACACCUGUAUUGCAGUUUAAAACUACUAAAGAUGCUGUAAAUCCAACUUCUACUUCAUUAUUUUCAUUUGGAAAUAAUCAAAAAUCAAUUGAUAAUUCAAAAACUACUGAACCUAUUAAAUUUCAAUUUGGUUCAUCAAAACCUGAUACUACAUCUUCAACAGAAUCAAAAAAUGUAGUAAUUGGAUCAAAUAACUUACAAAAUCAAAAUCUUUUUAAUUUUGGAAAAACCAAUAGUAAUAUAUUAUCAUUGACUACUAGUAACCCUCCUAAAUAUGAUAGUAUUAGCGGAAAGUCGCCUCAAAAAUUACAAUUUGGUACAUUGCCUACACCAGUGUUUGGAACAUCAAAUUCUGAUCAAUCAAAAUCUCAGUUCACUAAUUCUGUUAGCCAAUCUAUUGACAGUCAAGGACCUAAAUUAGUUUUUGGCCAAACUACUGAAAAUAAAUCUGCAACAUCGACUUCUAGCAUGCUUUUUCCUAAUAACACAGCUAAUGGUGUAUUUCAAUUUAAUAGUUCUAGUUCAAAACUUAAUGAUAAACCUUCUGAAACACCAACUAAUUCAUUUCAAUUUUCUUCAGUCAAAACUGCUCCUUUUGGUGCUUCUGCUCCACAAGAUAAGACAGCAUUUCAGUUUAGUGUACCAAAAUCAGAAGAUUCUAAAACACAAUUUUCAACUCCAACAUUUGGGUCACAAAAUUCAAAUAUUGCUCCUUUUAAAUUUGGGAGUAACGAUAAACCAGCAUCUUUUGGAAAUACAUUCCCUGCCUUGAAUCAACCAUUACAAUUUACAAAUAAUACUGAAAAACCAGUGGAACCAUUUAAAUUUGGAAGUGCUGCCUCAGCUAGUAAUACAUUUCAAUUUAAUGCUAACAAGAAUGUUAGUAGUCCUGUGAAAUUUGGUCAAACUUCAAAUACAUUUUCUACACCAACAUUUAGUGGUUUUGGCAGUUCAGCACCUCCACAAACCACGUCAUUUGGUAAUGUUCAACCAUCACAACCCUUACCAUUUGGCAACAUGACUUCUCCUAAUGCAGCCCCCACAUUUGGUAAUACAACAUCACCACCUUCAUCUAAUACAUUUGGAACAAAUCAAGGUUUUCAAUUUGGAAGUACAAGCAAUGCUCCUAAUAACUCAUCGACUUUUGCCUUUGGUGGUACUCAACAACCUCAAAAAUCAGAAGGAGCUUUCAAUUUUAACGCCGCUUCACCCCCGGCUGUUUCUCCUUUCCAAUUUGGUCAAACACCAUCAGCAUUAUCAACACCACAAUUUGGAGGAACGCAAACCCAAGGAUCAUUUAAUUUUGGAUCACCUCAAAUAACUGCAACUGUUAUGCCAGGAUCUAGCCAACCAUUAUUUUCAAUGGGAACAGCUCCUGCUGGUGAAAGACGUAAAGCUAAAGCAGUUAGAAGACGACAAUAAUUAAAUAUGAACUAACUUUUUAAUUUUUAAAAUACUUAUAUUUUACCUAUGUAAAUGUAUAUUUUGAACUAACUCAACCAGACUAUUGAAUUGUGGUUUAGAAGUCAUUAAGACUGACUUAAUUUUUCUAAAUAUUCAAUCUAGAAUAAUCAAAUAAUUAUAAUUGCAUUAUACAAUAC